AGGACGAUGCGCCCUGGCUCCGGCUCCACGCACCCGGGCCUCACCUUGGGCGGCCUGCUUGGCUGCCCCACACCAGCCGGCUUGACCGAGAGCCAGGCGGCUCCGACCAUCAAUGGGACCCCCUUCGCCCAAUCGCGGGGCUUUUCCCUCCCCCCGCGGGCCGGACUGACUCUGGCCACGGAUGCGCUGCCCGCCAGCGCCGAGUGCCUCGUGCACGAUUGGCUUCUGUGGAGCCUGCAAAAUUUGGCGGCCCUCGGCCAACUCCGAGCGGCGGCCAAGCGCGCCGGCCAGCCCGUGCACCCGGGUUUCCUGCUGGCUACUCACCCCCCGGUGGAGCGGGUGGUCCUGGUGACGCUGGAAAGCUCGCUGACCACCUUUGCGCUGGUGGCCCGAAAGCGCGGUAUUGACUUGGCCCAGGCCGUUCGGACGGGCGAUUUGGUGGUGGUCGAUCCACUUAGCGCGCAGUCUUGUCGGUGCCGCGACUGCAGCCAGUCGCCCUUCGCAGCGCCCGGCGCGCCGGCCACCGAUCUGACGGUUCCCUUCAACAUGGACACAUGUGGCUGCGGGCCGGCUGGGCUAGAUCGGCUGGGCUGUCUCCUCGAGACCUUGGCGCUGGAUGAUGCGCCAGGCCAGCCGGGAACCAGCCCUCGGCCGGCUGGUCUCGGGCCCGGGCGCGCUGUGAUCAUUUUCGACUCGCUACUGCCACUGAUGGCGCAGUUCGGCGCCGAGCCGCACCAGGUGAUGACCCGACUGCUGGGAAAGCUGCUUGCAGGCCGUCCGGGCCACACGGCCACUCGAAGGGUCUCCAUGCUGGCUCGGCUGCCGGCCGAUGCGGCAUUGCUAGCCCCGCGGGUGGCCCUGACCACGGCCUCGGCCAGCAGCUUGGCCUUCGGUUACAAUGAAUUGGUUCGGGCCCUGGCUCGUCGGGCGCAGCUGGUGCUGAGCGUGCGCGGCCUGGACACCGCCUCGUCGGUUGGGGAUCUGGCCAUUGAUGGGCGCCUGCGCGUGACUCGUGCCCCGAUGGCUGCCCUGUCGGAUCUGCUGUUUGCCGAAAGUCCCUCCACACAUGGCUCGCAGCAGGGCCACCCUGAGGCCGAUCCAAUGGCGGCCUUCCAUCGGGCCGCUGAUCAGCAGGACCUUGCGGCUGCCGGAGUCAGCGAGUUCCUGUUCCGCGCGUCCGACCAGGCAACCGGCGCGCUACUCACGCGUGUUGGUACUCAGCGCUAGUCCUCCUGUCCAAGCGUGCCCUCCUGGCCCGGGGGUCGGACCUGGGGAGGUGGGCGGGGUGGGGAUAGGGCCGCCAAUGAAUUUUGUUUCUGCGUUCCA
Fonticula alba is the source of this 1326-nucleotide messenger RNA. RefSeq lists its product as hypothetical. NCBI's taxonomy places the organism in Eukaryota, Rotosphaerida, Fonticulaceae. The transcript has 2 exons. The record is from RefSeq and is a predicted model, not a curated record. Bases 7 to 1227 code for a protein of 406 amino acids.